CGCAUAAAUCGCCCAAAUCAAACCCAAUCGCCACCAGCCGCGCAAAUCGCCCAAAUAAAACCCAAUCGCCACUAUUCAGAUCUAAACCGCCCAUUCAAAAUUUUUCGUCGUCUUCUUCGCGAAAACUCUCAAGAACCCUAGGUCUUUCUCUCUCAAAUUCUCAAUCAAAUUUCUGAGAAAAUGAAGGUUGUCGGCGCUAAUAUUCAUUUUUAGAAGUUAGAAGCCAAGUGCUCCUCAUCGACAUUCUUUCAAAGCUAUCUGGAAAUGAUAGCCGCUCAAGAACUCUCAGAAUUUCUUCAAAUGGAGAUUCGCCUCAAAUUCGAGGAAGAAGUUCUUGAAUUCUACAGAAAUGGAGAAGUCAAAACUGCUCAUUCAAAGAAGGACCCACAGCGGACAUUUCCGGUCAUCAUGUCCACUGUUGGAGGUACGAAAGUGAAGCUUUCGCAGAAGAAAUUGGGAGAAAAGCUUCGCCUUCCCAACUCUGGGAUUGAAAUUGGGAAAUUUCCAGCCAAAAAUCUGGACUGGAACAUCAUUGGAAUUUCUGGGCAAAUUCCUUCUGGCCCGGCAAAGAAAGCAGAUCUAAACAACGACUACAAGUUGAUUUUAGAACUGGUCAUCGCCUGCCUCGAGUGUGGAAGUGGAGGUCACGCCGAUGACAUCACCCAGGAGAGAGCCUUCAUCAUCAACGCUCUCAUUACCAAAACUAAGAAUGAGGAGGUUAUCAAGAAGUGCUUAGGAAUACCAGUCAACCACAACUGUGAAGACAUUUUGAAUGACUACUGGGUAUGGCAAAAGAACCCUGAAGACCUGCAUAUGGAAUACCUGGCCAAUACACCAGUUUCAGACUGUGAAGCAGAUGAUGAAGACACUGCAGUCUUCAAGCCAGUCUUCUCAAAAGUCACAGAAGACCAAGUGGCUCUUACUUCUGUGGAAGCAGCAGUUGAGGAUUUCCAAACAUUUCCGGAAACCUCACCUGCCUUCGAAACGGAAACCUCACCUGCAUUUCAGGUAACUUCUCAUGCUUCUGAAAUGGUUCUAACUGAAGUUGUUCAAGAGAAGGCAACUUCUCCCCCACAAGAACAGAACCAGGAAACAGCAGCAGAAGAAGAAAUUCAGCAACUAAUCCAAUCUCAAGUUUUAGAGACUCUCACAACUCCUGGUGAGAUCUCCAAUUAUACAGAAACUGAGAUCCCGGAGAAGUCAGCAAAAAUUCCAGAACAGUCAGCUCUUCCAGAAACAAUAGAGCAAGCUGUUGAAGUGCAAAGGAACUCUGGAGAAGCUGAAAAGGAAACUCAAAUGGCAGAAGUGGAGGUUUGUCAAACUCCAGUAACCAUUUUUGAAGACCAGAAUACAGAUGAAGAAAGAGACUCCCUUUCUAGGGAUAUAUCAAACUUUGCGCUUGAUGAAGCAGAAGGUGAAUCUGAAAGAACACUGAAGGUCAUUGAUGAAGAAGAUGUACAAGAAGAUGCUGAAUCUCUUCCUAUGCAACUCUUCCAAAGGACACAAUCUUCUCAUCAGGUAACCAACUUUCAUUUUCAUAGCUCUUCCACUCAUACCCUUCCGGAUGAGAUACCGGAAAUCUGGACAAAGAAGGUCCAAGGGCUGAUUGAAUCAGCCCUACCAUCUCAACAUGCCUCCUUUAGGCAAGAGAUAGAGCAAAUGGAAGCCAAGAACACUCAACUGCUAGAGAAAUCAGAAAAGAAACACAGCGCAGAUCUAAAGGAGAUAGGUACAUCAGUAUACAAGACUCUAGAGAUCAUCUCUCUAUUGAGUAACACUGUGAGCAACACUAUGGAAAUAUAUGCCUCUGAUAGUCAACUUCAAUUCAAAGAAUUCAACAAAAUCAAAGAGCAGAUAGCGAGUGUCACAGUUGGUCUACAAAAACAGAUGUCUCUUCUCCAAAUGGACAUCAGAUCAGUCAUAGCAGUAGGUUCUGCAAAUCAGGCAGUGACCAAAGACUACUUGAAGGUGAUCAUUGACAAUCAAAAGGAAGCAUACAAGCUGUUCAGACUUAUUGGUGCACAUUUUGGGAACCGCAAGAUGGAAGUAAUUCUCCAACAACACAGUCCAUCUCCAAUACCGCAGCUCCCUAUUGCAGUCAAAGAAGGAGAAGCAUCUUAUAUCCCUUCUCAUCUGAACAUGACCAAUCUAAUUCUUGAAGCACAGCAAAGAAAUCCGGAAAACUCAGCACAACACCUAUCCAGCUCAGGACUUGAUAGAACAGAAUUUAUAGGUGCAGUUGUUGACCACUUCUCAGAUGCUGCUCAAUCGGAGGAAAGGCGUGAAAAUUUAAGGCGCAUCAAAGAACUGUGUGGGAACAUGCAGGGCAUCAGUGAGAUUGCCGGAUCUUCAAAACGCAAAAGGAACUGAAGGUUCUUUUCAUCAAACCAGGGGGAAAGUAUGUGAAAACACUAAUUUGCUUUGAUGAAAACACCUUCUUGUUUAAACAUUGCUUAAUUGGUUUAAACAUUGCAACAUUGCUUCAACAAUUGUCUUAAUUGCGCUUAUUAUGCUUAUCUCAAGUAUGAUUCUGUCUUAAUUUUUUCUGAAGCGCAUACAUUCAGGGGGAAUAUAAUUCAGGGGGAACU
Messenger RNA from Cuscuta campestris, 2588 nucleotides. The record is from the annotation of a GenBank genome assembly. Lineage: Eukaryota; Viridiplantae; Streptophyta; Magnoliopsida; Solanales; Convolvulaceae.